Messenger RNA from Paramecium pentaurelia, 2784 nucleotides. The record is from the annotation of a GenBank genome assembly. NCBI's taxonomy places the organism in Eukaryota, Ciliophora, Oligohymenophorea, Peniculida, Parameciidae.
AUGAUCAAGCUUGUAUUUCUGAGCAUUUUUGAUUAGAUUAUCAUUUUUUUCAUAACUCAUGAAGAAUGUAAGGCUCAUUCUUCUUUAUGUAAAUCAGAUGGUUAAGGUUGUAUAUUAGCUUCAACAUCUUGUGUAGCAUAAAAUGGAUAUCUAGCUUUUUGUUAAUGGGCAUUAGAUACUAAUAAUAAAUCAACUUGUGCCAAAGGUACUUUAGCUACAAUUGACGCCUCCUGUACAAAGUUAACUUGUGAAUUGAAUGUUACUGCAACUACUGAUUCAGAAUGCUCAUCAUUCCAUCUUGAUUGUUUGAAUAAAGGUCUUGGUUGUAUACAUAAAUCAGAAGUAUGUUCCUCUUAUUAUAGUACAAUAGAACUAUGUUGGAAAUUUACAAGUAAUGGAGUGUAAUGCUUUGGUGAUUUUGGAAGUGUUAAAGCAGCUUGCAGAAAUAGAUCAUGCACAGAUUUGGCAACAGCUACUAGUGACAGCGAAUGUGUAAAUUUCUUAACUGGAUGUCUAUUCAAUGGAGUUGGAUGUGUUAGUAAAAGUGCAGCUUAUAGUGCAUCUAAGGGAACCUAAUCAACUUGUUCAGGAUUUAAGGGAAGUAAUGGUACCAAGUAUUGUUGGGGAGCUAGUACAACAGCUCCAGGAAAUUGUGCAGAUAGAAAAUGCUCAGAUAAAGUAGGCACAACAGAUGCUGAAUGUUAGACUUUCUUACCAUCUAUUGCUCCAGCAACUGCAUAAUUAUGUAUUACUGAUGGUAAAACUUGCCUUGAUACUGGAAAAGCAUGUUCAUUCUUUAAAGGAAAUGAUAAAACAUGUUUAUAAUUCACAGCUUCUGAUGGUCCAUGUAAAGCAAGUUCAGUUUCAGCAUCUCCUGUUACUUGUACUCCUAGAGUAUGUUAUGAAGCUCGAAACACAUAUACAAAAGAUGAUUAAUGUUCCAAAUAUGAUCCAAAUUGUAAAGCAACUUGUAGAGGAUGCAAGAGUAGUGUUGGAUGUGAAGAAUUAACAUCCUAAACUUCAUGUACAGCAAAUACAUCCAUGGGCAGGAUAAUGUAGAAGUUUACCAACUACAUUUGGUGGAUUAACUACUUAAAGUCAAACAAUUUGUGUGAAUAAUACAUUGCCAACUUGAAAGAGAUGUGCUUGGUUUAUUGGUGCUUCUACCAGUGGUUGCAGAGCUUUCACAUGCACAGAUUAUGAUGGAUCUAUUUCAACUUUAAAAGAUUGUUAAGAUAAAAACCACAUGUAUUACUAGUGGAACUGGUUGUAUAACUCUAGGACUAUGUUCAUCAUAUAGAUCAAAUCUGUUUGUGAAUCUGCUAAUUCAGAUGAAUUAUCUUUAAGAUGUACAUGGAAUUCUACAACAGCAGCUUGUAGAUAAAGAUAAUGUGCAGAUGGAGUAUUUACUACUGAUGAUGCAUGUAAUAUUUGGUUUGCUGGAUGUAAAACCUCAGAAAGUGCUUGUUUUAGACCAAACUUUGGAUGUGAUGUAUUUAAUGGCAAUCCUAAAAUCUGUUUAAAGAACAGUGCUGGAAAUCCAUGUUUAUAUUUUGAUGGUGUUUGCUACGAUUAAGACAAUUGCACAGAUAUUAAUUCUUCAACAUAUACAUUUUGCUAAGCCUUCUCUAAAUAAUGUGUUCCAACAACUACAACUUGUAGAGCUAUUAUUACUUUGUGUGAUAAAUAUGAAGAUAUCUUUUCAUGUACAAUAGGUAUUAAUAAUACUCAAUGUGGAUGGUUACCAGAAAGCACAUGUAAAGAAUAUACAGCAUGUAGUGAUGCAUAAGGUGCUACAUUAUCAGCAUGUACUAGUUGGGAUCCAACUUGUGUUUCAGAUGGAACCAAAUGUAUUGAUAAAGGAACUUGUUCUUCAUAUUUAACCCCUUCAGCUUGUGAUAAUGAAGGUACUGAUGGACUUUGUUAGUGGACCAGAACAGCCUGUAGAUUGAGAGAAUGUACUAUGUAGCUACAACUGAUGCUGAAUGUGUUGCUUAUGUUGUUAAGAGUGGAGUAUGGACAACUGAUGGAGCUAAAUUUUUCCUUAGAGCUACAUAUAGUUCUUAUCAAAGUGGAGCAGCUUGCACAAUAGGUUCAGAUGAAAUUCCUUGUGUGUUUGAUUUACCAGUUGGAGCAACCACUGGAACUAAAUCAUGCAGACCUAAGGAAUGUUCAGAUAUCAAAGGAACUACUAAUGAUGCUUGUGUUGGAAUAAUUCCUAAAAAGCUUGUGUUUCUAAUGGAACUGUUUGUGUUAAAUAAGAUAUAUAUGCCAAUUAUAAGAAUUAAAUUAUCAUGUAAAGUAGGAGGUUCUGAUGGUAAAUGUGCAUUCAAUCUAGCACCAACAGCUACAGAUCCAAAUAAUGGACCCUGUUAAUUAUUCAAAUCAUGUAAAAAUGCCAAUAAUGAUUAAGAUGCUUGCAAAUGAAAAUCAAAGGCAUGUAAAUGGUCAUCAACUACUACUGGGACUACUACUAUAACUAGAUGUUAACCUAUGGAUUGGCCAGGAAUUGCUUCAGGUACUACUUAUAAUCCAUUCCAAAGUUUCGAUUGUACUGUUGGUGAUCCAUUCACUCUUACUGCAGAAAAAUGCUAUAAGACAACAACACUUUACUCAUAUACAUGGAAUGAAUCAACAAAUAAAUGUGUUUCAUGCAAAGCUCCAACUAACAAUAACAAUAAUAUAACCAUUCCAAACACCACCUACCCAGGUACUAAUACUUACGAUAAUGGAUACAUAUUGGAUGUAACAAUACCAUUGGCUAUUUUGGGAAUCUUUAUUUGA